CUGUCCCAAACCCUCCCCCCUCCUGUCCCUAGCGCCCUGCCCCCUUCCUCCCCGAGCGCCCUGCCCCCCAGGCACCAUGGCCAGCCACCAGGAGCUGCUGUCUGAGCUGCAGCAACUGGACAAGGCUCCCAGCCUGGAGCGUCUCCGCGCGGCGCAGAAGAGGCGGAGCCAGCAGCUGAAGAGGUGGGCGCUGUACGAGAAGGAGAUGCAGAGCAGGAAGCGCCGCGCGGACAGGAAGAGGAACCAGGCGGCGGCCGAGCGGAGGAAACACGUGUCGUUCGCCGCCAGCGUGGCGUUGCUGGAGGCCUCGGCACGCAACGACCCGGAGGAGGUGCGGUACCUGCUGAAGAACAACGUCAGCCCAGACCUGUGUAACGAGGACGGGCUCACCGCUUUGCACCAGUGUUGUAUAGAUAACUAUGAGGAGAUGGUGAAGAUUCUGCUGGGGAGAGGAGCUGGUGUGAACGCCCAGGAUAACGAGCUGUGGACGCCCCUCCACGCCGCGGCUACCUGCGGCCAUGCAGGCCUGGUCAAGAUCCUCAUCCUGCACGGGGCGGAUCUGCUGGCGGUGAACUCAGAUGGGAACAUGCCCUACGACCUGUGUGAAGACGACCCCACGCUGGACAUCAUAGAGACGGCCAUGGCCAACAGAGGUAUCACCCAAGAGAUGAUCAACGACACGCGGGCGUCGCUAGAGCGAAGGAUGCUGGGAGAUAUCCAGGAGCUGCUGAAACAGGAGGAGGAGCUUAACCAGCAAGACUCCCAGGGUGCAACACUGCUCCACAUCGCAGCAGCCAAUGGCUACGUCCAGGCUACAGAGCUGCUGCUGGAGGGAGGAGCCAGCAUGGACCUGAGGGACUGUGAUGGAUGGCAGCCUCUCCAUGCUGCUGCCUGCUGGGGCCAGAUGCAUGUAGCAGAACUGCUGGUAUCUCAUGGUGCCAGUCUGAAUGCCAAGACACAUCUGGAGGAGACGCCUAUAGACUUGUGCGAAGACGAGGAGUUCCGGAACAUCCUGCUGGACCUCAAACACAAACACGACAUCAUCAUGAAGUCUCAGCUCAAACACAAGACGUCGCUCUGCAGACGCACCUCCAGCGCAGGCAGCCGCGGGAAGGUGGUGAGGAGAGCCAGCCUGUCGGACAGACACAACAUGUGUCGGAAAGAGUACGAGACGGAGGCCAUCGUCUGGCGCGGAGGGCGGGAGGAGGAGAGAAAGGAGGAGUGGAAGGAGGAGAGGAAGGAGCAGGGGAAGGAGGAGAGGAAGGAGCCGGAGCCCGAACUGGAGUCCAGCCUGAUGGGGAGGCCCACCGAGAAAGCGAAGCCUCAGAAGAUCCUCAAAGACGGAGCCAAACCCAACGGCCUCCUCGUCGUCACGACGAUGUCCACCCCCGCUCCGACGCCCACCAAUGGGGAGGCUCCGUGCCUGGACAGCAGGGGCGUGGCCUCCCCGUCGUCCUCAGAGGAGGCGUGGCCGAAGGAGCGUGCUCAGACAUUGUCGGAACUCAAGAAGCAGAGGUCGGCGGCCAAGCUGCUCAGCCACCCGUUGCUCAACGGUCACCUAGGAAACGGAUCCCCUGACUCCGCCCCCGAAGCCAACAGCAGCUCUGAGGACUCCCGCAUGCCCCUAGUCUCGUCCAAUGGCAGCGCGGUUUACUACACGCCUGCCAGCGGAGACCCGCCCAUCCUCAGACUGAAGCAGCCGGUGGAGGAGGUGGAGCCUAGCAGGCGCACCUGCUGCUGUGUGUCGUAGCAGGACCGGUCAUGUGACCUAGCAGGAUGGGUCAUGUGACGGAACUGGCCAGGAGUCAUGUAACCGGAGAGGAGCAGGAGUGAUUGCACACACUCACACAGCAAGCCGGAUCCUAGAAUGCACUAGUAGUAGGCGAAGCUUCACUCUCACUCAACCUCUUAACUUGUUAACUGAAAUAUCGACUGACCUAGAGGAAAAAGUGAGGAAGGGAGGGAGGAGGAGGUGAGGGUGGGAGGGGGUGCGGGAGGGAGGGAGGGAGGGGGAAACUGUUGUUCUCCAAGUAGGAGAGGUUGAGUCAAACUCUGCUCUGGAGAGAUGGACUCUUCCCCCUCAGAUUUAAAGGGAUACUACAUUCUGUCAUGUGACAGGUUAAACCACUGUGGGUGGGGGAGGG
Hypomesus transpacificus is the source of this 2144-nucleotide messenger RNA. RefSeq names its product protein phosphatase 1, regulatory subunit 16B (gene ppp1r16b). Gene Ontology annotation, molecular function: enzyme inhibitor activity; phosphatase regulator activity; protein binding. Gene Ontology annotation, biological process: regulation of sprouting angiogenesis; establishment of endothelial barrier. Gene Ontology annotation, cellular component: cytoplasm. The record is from RefSeq and is a predicted model, not a curated record. NCBI's taxonomy places the organism in Eukaryota, Metazoa, Chordata, Actinopteri, Osmeriformes, Osmeridae. The transcript is spliced from 10 exons. Bases 77 to 1750 code for a protein of 557 amino acids.